This is a messenger RNA of Musa acuminata AAA Group (dessert banana), 995 nucleotides long. RefSeq names its product ATP synthase subunit b', chloroplastic-like. Gene Ontology annotation, molecular function: proton-transporting ATPase activity, rotational mechanism. Gene Ontology annotation, biological process: proton motive force-driven ATP synthesis. The record is from RefSeq and is a predicted model, not a curated record. The transcript has a single exon. Bases 154 to 852 code for a protein of 232 amino acids. Lineage: Eukaryota; Viridiplantae; Streptophyta; Magnoliopsida; Zingiberales; Musaceae.
UGGCCAACCAAAGGAUAGGGUUCCGCACACUUAAUUGGUCGAUCUCCUUCCUCGGCCCCCCCCCAAUUCCUCCCUCUCAUCGAACUCCACUGUGCAAGGCGUCGCCACAGCGGGCAGCUUCGAUCCGAUUUCCUACCUCGCCACCAGCAGACCAUGUCGAGCACCGUCAUGGCCUCGGCCCCUUCCUUCACGUCCACCUCCCAACAAUUCCUCUCUCGAGUCGCCCCCCCGUGCCCUAUCCGGCUGCCCACCGUCUCCGUUAUCGCCAGAGCCGCUCACGAGAACGGCGGCAAACCGCGCCUUCCCUCCCGCCUCCUUAAACGCCUGGCCCUCUCGUCGCGGCCUGCUGCGAUCGCCGCCGCCGCCGCCGCUGCGAUGGUGGCCGCCUCGCCGCUACCGGCCCUGGCUGAGCAGAUGGAGAAGGCGGCGCUCUUCGACUUCAACCUGACUCUGCCCGCGAUCGCCAUCGAGUUCCUGCUGCUGAUGGUGGCGCUGGACAAGAUCUACUUCACGCCCCUGGGCAAGUUCAUGGACGAGAGGGACGCCGCCAUCCGCGCGAAGCUGUCCGACGUGAAGGACACGUCGGGGGAGGUGAAGGAGCUGGAUGAUCAGGCGGCGGCGGUGAUGAAGGCGGCGCGGGCGGAGAUCUCGGCGGCCCUGAACCAAAUGAAGAAGGAGUCGUCGGCGGAGCUGGAGCAGAAGCUGGCGGAGGGGCGGAAGCGUGUGGAGGCGGAGCUGGCGGAGGCGCUUCAGAACUUGGAGAGGCAGAAGGAGGAGACCAUCAAGGCGCUGGACUCCCAGAUUGCGGCACUCAGCGACGAAAUCGUCAAGAAGGUCCUGCCCACCGUUUAAUCUUCUUCUUCUUCUUCUUCUUCUUCCCGGGUGCGAUGGAAAUCCUCAUCUUUGCUCUUUAACUAUUGGCUCGUCUCUCUGCUUUUGUAUUCAGAUGCAAAUUCUUAAUCUCAUGUUAUAUACUCUCAGCAGCUUCUGUUUCA